UCUGGAAUCUCCACUGCAUUCGAUCUUCUUCUCGUUCGGUUUUCCACCUUCUAAAACAAGACAAUCUUAUUUUGAGCCUAAAUCUCAACUAUGGACAAGCACCCAGGCUCCAACACGAUCAACCCCGCAUCCUACCAUGGGAAUCCGGCCGCACGGUGUUCGGACCGAGGAGUUGGCGGUUCGUGUCCGCACAGCCUGGGCUCAGAGGCAGGCACCGCAGGCAGCCGUGGUGGGGUGUCCGGGGGCAGCGCGUCUACUCCGCAUCAAACCCACAAGCGGCGCCUGGAGGGGGUCCUCAAUAAAUACACCAACCUGCUACAGGGAUGGCAGAACAGGUAUUUUGUGUUGGAUCCAGACAUGGGUCAGCUGCAGUACUUUGUGAAUGAGCACAGUAAGAAUCAGAAGCCUCGGGGAUCUCUGCCUCUCAUAGGGGCCUCUGUGGCCCUCAGCGAUGAGCUACCGCACAUGUUCACAGUCCACUCUGCCACUGGAGAGGCCUACAAACUCAGAGCUUCGGACACUGGGGAACAGCAGCUGUGGAUGAGUCAGAUGCAGCUCUGUGCCCGGCGCCACUCUGACUCCAGUGCCAAGGUGAUGACCCAGGCAGAGGGCCAACAGAAGAACCUGGUUAACUCCAUAGAGUCCCUGCCCUCCCGUGGUCCUCUGUCCUCCUUAGACCAGGACCUUCUUCUCCUCAAGGCCACGUCAGCAGCUACCCUCUCCUGUCUGGGGGAGUGUCUCCACAUGCUGCAACACAAUGUCAGCCAGGCCGCGCAGCAUGUCACCCUGGGUCGCUCAGACAGCCAGGACCGGAGUCAGAGCCCCAUCCACAAACAGACGUCCAGCCAGAGUAACAGCAACAUCUCCAGUCAGACUCACAACCACAACCACAACCAGUUCAAGAAGCAGAUGAGCCUGGAUCCCAACCAUGUUCCCACCGCACCAACAGACAGCUUCUCAGGAUGGUCUAGAUCUCCCUCAGAGAAGCAGGUGACCAGUAGAGGAGGGACACCUCUUCCACACAUUCCCUCUCCAGCACACAUCAACAAGGAGGUGGUCAGCAACUCUGUGCCCCAGCAGGCCCCUCCCACCCCAGAGUCUAUAGACCCCAGUGAAGAGAUGACAGACACAGAGGACAACGAGGAAGAGGACCUGGGAGUCAGAGAGGACCAACGGAACAUUAUCCUUCACCUGCUGUCGCAGCUCAAACUGGGCAUGGACCUCACACGGGUGGUACUCCCUACCUUUAUCCUGGAGAAGCGUUCCCUCCUAGAGAUGUACGCUAACUUCAUGGCUCACCCAGACAUGUUCCUGACCAUCACCACGGGAACCACCCCAGAGGAGCGCAUCGUCCGAUUCGUGGAAUACUACCUGACCGCCUUUCACGAGGGGCGCAAGGGUGCCGUGGCCAAGAAACCCUACAACCCCAUCCUGGGAGAGAGUUUCAGGUGUUCCUGGGACGUCCCCCGAGAGAGAGUCCACCCACCGAGGACCAUGAGCUCUGUUCCAAACACUAACACGACACCCACUUCAAACCCCGCCCCUAACCCCACCUCUUCCUCUAGAGGCUCUUCCCCUAACCCCGCCUCUUCCUCUAACCCCGCCUCUUCCUCUAACCCCGCCUCUUCCUCUAGAGGCUCUUCCCCUAACUCCGCCUCUUCCUCUAGAGCCUCCCGCCGGACAGGGACGGAGGGCGGGGGUGCUCAGACAGAGGACUGUUACCGGGUAAGGUUCGUGGCGGAGCAGGUGUCACACCACCCACCCGUCACUGGGUUCUACUGCGAGUGUAAAGAGAGGAACAUGUGCGUCAACACCCACGUCUGGACCCGAAGCAAGUUCAUGGGCAUGUCCAUCGGAGUGUCUAUGGUCGGGGAAGGUGUUCUACAUCUGUUGGAGCAUGAUGAGGAGUAUGUGUUCACUCUGCCCUGUGCCUACGCCCGCUCCAUUCUUACCGUACCCUGGGUGGAGCUGGGAGGGAAAGUCAACAUCAGUUGUGCCAAGAGUGGAUACUCUGCCACCGUUACCUUCCAUACUAAACCCUUCUAUGGAGGAAAGAUACACAGAGUGACAGCGGAGGUGAAGCACAACCCGACGGGGACCAUAGUGUGUAAGGCCCAAGGGGAAUGGAACGGUACCCUGGAGUUCACCUACAGCAGUGGAGAGACCAAGGUCAUCAACACCUCCAAGCUGCCUGUCAUCAGGAAGAAGAUACGCCCCAUGGAGAAACAGGGACACUACGAAUCACGGCGUCUGUGGCAGCAUGUCACCUCAGCUCUGAGAUCAGGAAACAUUGACUCUGCUACAGAGCACAAACACUGUCUGGAGGAGAGGCAGAGAGCAGAGGGCCGACAGAGAGCUGCCUCCAACACACCCUGGACACCCAAGUACUUUGUCAAGGAGGGCGAAGGCUGGGUGUAUCACAACCCCUUGUGGAAGACCCACUGACGAGGGGAGGGACCUCGGGGGGAGGGGCAACGUGCCAGCUGCCAAUCACAGCACGGCGAGCGGCCCGCUGGUGGUCAUGGCAACACACAGGGGACCAGCUAGCCGGGCCGCUAGAGAAUAGAGGAAAUGCAACAAGGGGCCUGUGUUCCAAAUGGGACCCUAUUCUCUAUAUAGCGGACAACUGCAGAAAGAGUGCACUACAUAGGGAAUAGGGUGCUAAUUUUCAGGAGGAGCUUGUGUCUCAGUCAUUCAAUAAGAAUGAGAGGUGCCAAAGACUCUCAGAGGGACAAGAACUACAGUCAAGACAGGAGAAGCUCACUGAGUUUCCCUGUCAGAAGCUGACCUGCUACCACACGAUACAGGAAACUCGGCGGCCAUUUUGGAACCAGGAAGAGAUUGGUUAGGGACAGAAGAUGAGCGUGACCGUUGGUGGUCAAAGAUAGCUGAACAAUUAUGUAGCUUUUAAAAAAAUAUAUAGUAGAAUCUAAAUACCAGAAGAAUAUAUUACAUUCACAUGUUUCUUCCUUCACUUUCAAUUUGUUUGCACAGGUUCUGUAGCUGUCUCCACUGUUAUUACCCAGUAGGCCACAGGAGGGGUUGUCCUUCCAGCUGUCUCCACUGUUAUUACCCAGUAGGCCACAGGAGGGGUUGUCCUUCCAGCUGUCUCCACUGUUAUUACCCAGUAGGCCACAGGAGGGGUUGUCCUUCCAGCUGUCUCCACUGUUAUUACCCAGUAGGCCACAGGAGGGGUUGUCCUUCCAGCUGUCUCCACUGUUAUUACCCAGUAGGCCACAGGAGGGGUUGUCCUUCCAGCUGUCUCCACUGUUAUUACCCAGUAGGCCACAGGAG
Messenger RNA from Oncorhynchus keta (chum salmon), 3294 nucleotides. It is a transcript of the gene osbpl10b, whose product is annotated as oxysterol binding protein-like 10b. The record is from RefSeq and is a predicted model, not a curated record. Gene Ontology annotation, cellular component: intracellular membrane-bounded organelle; cytosol; membrane. Gene Ontology annotation, molecular function: cholesterol binding. NCBI's taxonomy places the organism in Eukaryota, Metazoa, Chordata, Actinopteri, Salmoniformes, Salmonidae. The transcript has 12 exons. Bases 91 to 2445 code for a protein of 784 amino acids.